This is a messenger RNA of Exophiala dermatitidis NIH/UT8656, 3520 nucleotides long. Its product is annotated as transketolase. Gene Ontology annotation, molecular function: transketolase activity. Lineage: Eukaryota; Fungi; Ascomycota; Eurotiomycetes; Chaetothyriales; Herpotrichiellaceae. The record is from RefSeq and is a predicted model, not a curated record. The coding region runs from base 851 to 3049 and encodes 732 amino acids. The transcript is spliced from 3 exons. Gene Ontology annotation, biological process: pentose-phosphate shunt. Gene Ontology annotation, cellular component: cytosol.
CGCCGUCAGCAUUUCCCGGUGUCUUUGGGCCCUACACUGUUUUCCAACAUGGUAUGGAGGCCUCGUAAUCAACCUAGUAAUCGAGGGAAACCUGUGAAGCACCGCUUAUUUGUGGCUGUGGUGACGCAUGCAGCAGUAGCCUCGCGACUGCAUCGAUCCUCGAUGUCGCAUCGGUAAGCUAUGCAGACUGAUUUAAUUAGGCUCACAAACCUCAGCCGAAGUUUAUCUGGCUGUCAUUGGCGGGUGCGCAAGAAUCAUUGCUGUUACCUCACAACCCCUUGACGCCGGUGCUACACUCUCGCCGCGAGGACAAGCAAUCACAAAAUUUUGUCCUUACGCGAAUCUGACAAUAAAUCCCCAUAUCAUACGGUUACCCUUCAGUCAGAAUAAAAUAUUGUCAAUAAUGGGAUUGCUGCCCUAUUGACAAAGGGAACCGCUGGCAGCGGCCAUAUGCUGCGGAUCACGGCAGACUUGUCCCGGAGCAGAAGCUCCGCAACUGUGGGGUGCAAUGAUGGUCCAGAAACGUUGCCACGAUGCAACAAUCCGGACUCAACUUCGGCACCAGGUGGAGGGAGAAGAGGAGGGAGGAAAGGUUCCAGCGUUUCCCGUUUGGGUUAAUCUUGGCGCUCGGGGAAUCCCAAGCGGAGACGCAGCCUUGCGCCUUUCCUUACCCCUUUGGACGAAUAGCCCUAUUGCGAGAGCAGACGGCCAUGGCGAGGCUAAAGCACUAUUCUCGGCCCUGAAUCAGUAUAUCUAUUAUUCUGGCCAUCGCUUGCACGUCUUCUGUGAUCAAAGACAACGAACAUCCCAACCCCCGGAACCAGGGUAUUUGUUGCGUUGAAUUCCAAAAAUGUCUCCCAUCGCAGAAAAGGAUCUCAUGAGCCAGGACAGGCUCGAUGCAUCCGGACAGAUAAUCAGCAAACAAACGACAUCUGUUUCGAAAUUGCAAUCUGGAAGGUCCCCAAGGCUUUCUGCCGAGCAUGAUUUGGUGCUGAAGACAUUUCGUCUUCUGAUUGCCGACUUAUGUCAGCAAUAUAAAGGAGGUCACCCAGGCGGCGCGAUUGGUAUGGCAGCGAUUGGGGUGGCACUAUGGAAAUAUGUCAUGAGAUAUGCACCACACCAACCCGACUAUUUCAACAGAGACCGGUUUGUCCUGUCAAACGGACACACAUGUCUAUUCCAGUACACAUUUCUGCAUCUGACGGGCUAUGAGGCCAUGACGCUGGACCAGCUUAAGUCUUACCACUCGACACGAGAAGAUGCUCUCUGCCCGAGCCAUCCGGAGAUUGAGCAUGAGGGAAUCGAAGUUACAACUGGUCCGCUUGGGCAAGGGGUCGCAAAUGCAGUCGGUCUGGCCAUGGCAACGAAGCACUUGGCCGCAGAAUUCAACCGUCCUGGCCAUGAGGUUGUGGACAACCACACUUGGUGCAUGGUUGGCGACGCAUGUCUGCAAGAGGGUGUCGGGCUCGAAGCCGUUUCUCUAGCAGGUCACUUCAAGCUCAACAACCUCACCGUCAUCUACGACAACAACCAAAUCACAUGUGACGGAUCAGUAGAUCUGACCAACACCGAAGACAUCAAUGCCAAAAUGCGCGCCUGUGGCUGGGACGUGAUUGACAUUGAAGACGGCUGUUUCGACGUUGACGGACUCAUCACUGCUCUGAACCGGGCCCGAGCAUCUACGGAAAAGCCGACCUUCAUCAAUGUUCGAACCGUCAUAGGUAUUGACAGCGCUGUGGCCGGAACCGCCACUGCUCACGGAGCCGCCUUUGGCGACAAGGCAGUGGCCGACAUGAAGCGCGCGUAUGGAUUCAAUCCGGACGAAUACUUCGUGAUUCCAGAUCCUGUGCGCGAGUUCUUCGCCGACAUCAAGCCGCGCGGACGACAAUUGGUGCAGGAGUGGAACGACAAACUCGAAGCAUAUGGACAAGAAUACCCGGAGCUGGCAGCAGAGUUUGAGAGCCGUCGACGAGGAGAACUGCCGACGAACUGGCAGUCACUGAUUCCACAAGAGUUCCCCGCCAAAGACACAGCAACACGGGCUUCUUCCGGUCUUGUCUUCAACACGAUCGCCGAAAAAGUCAAAACAUUCAUGGUCGGCACGGCCGACCUAUCUCCAUCCGUCAACAUGAUCUGGAAGGGGAAAGAGGACUUCCAGCACCCAGACCUAAAAACCUCGUGCGGAAUCAACGGCAGUUACAAGGGACGAUACAUUCACUACGGUGUGCGCGAACAUGCAAUGGCCGCGAUAGCGAACGGAUUGGCAGCAUACAACCGAAACACAAUCAUCCCUGUAACUUCGUCCUUCUUCAUGUUCUACCUGUACGCUGCGCCCGCAGUGCGCAUGGGCGCCCUGCAACAUCUACAUAUCAUCCACCACGCGACGCACGACUCGAUUGGAAUGGGCGAGGACGGACCAACGCACCAGCCCAUCGAGCUGGCUGCUCUGUACCGCGCCAUGCCAAAUUUGCUCUAUAUCCGUCCCGGCGACAGCGAAGAGACGGCCGGUGCGUGGACGGCUGCCAUCGAAGCAAAGACCUGUCCCACCAUCAUCUCGACCUCGCGCCAUGCCGUGCGACAACUUGCGCCCAAAACGGACCGUAACGGUGUUCGUCGCGGCGCAUACGUGAUUGAAGAAGACGCGCAUGCAGACUUGACUAUCAUCGGUGUCGGCGCCGAGUUGGGCCUGGCCGUUGAUGUUGCUGCAAAACUGCGAGAAACCGCCAGCCUAAAAGUCCGUGUCGUUUCCUUCCCGUGUCACAGACUGUUUGAGAAGCAGUCGCUCGAGUACCGGCGCAAGACGCUGAAUCGGAACUCUGGGAAACCCGUCAUCGUCAUUGAGCCGUAUGCCGCGCUUGGUUGGGAACGGUAUGCCGAUGCCGCUGUUUGCAUGAGCACCGGCAGAUUCGGCCAGUCUCUGCCAGGACCGAAAGCCUACGAGUAUUUUGGGUUCACGGUCGACAAAAUCGUGCCCCGAAUUCAGGGGUAUCUGGAGGAGAGGGAGUCGGGCGAGAUCCUGCCUGGUGAUUUUGUUGAGAUGACAAGAUAGUCUUUUGGUUGCCUGGAAGAUGUUAGAUUUAAGGACUUUUUGGGCAUAAUAAGUUGAGGUGUUUUGUACUUGUGGUAAUGGUUCUCGAUAUCUGUUCAUCUUUGAAAAAAGGUGUCUAGAAUAUAAUCAUCAAGCAAGAAUUGAUUUCCCCCUGAAGAAGUUCACCAUCCCGGCGAAGAUACGUAUACAUUCUCACGAAAAUAUUACACAUCCGCAACCAUAUCUCAGUGGCUUCCAGUCAGCCAAAUAAAAAAGUUAUGCGACACCAUACUUUUCAAUUGUGGACGCAAUUCUCAUCCUGAUACACCCAUCUACUAUAGACAUUCUACAUUGCCUCUUCACGAGAAGAAUGUCACACAUCUGGAUACUGCAAGAAGCAACCCCUCCCAUCCAGUCGAAGCAGUAUCACAACAUUGCACCUCGCCGGCACCGAAUCCGCAAGCCACCCCGUGGAUGGUGGGGAAAGAAUGA